Messenger RNA from Myotis lucifugus (little brown bat), 447 nucleotides. RefSeq names its product ubiquitin-60S ribosomal protein L40-like. Gene Ontology annotation, molecular function: structural constituent of ribosome. The record is from RefSeq and is a predicted model, not a curated record. The coding region runs from base 1 to 447 and encodes 148 amino acids. Gene Ontology annotation, biological process: translation. The transcript has 3 exons. NCBI's taxonomy places the organism in Eukaryota, Metazoa, Chordata, Mammalia, Chiroptera, Vespertilionidae. Gene Ontology annotation, cellular component: ribosome.
AUGGCACCUAGUAGACCCUCCGCUGGUCUCGACUACGGGGGCUACGCCAGUAGCGAUUCCAAUGCAGGGUGCCAGAAUUAUGGCAAACGCACCCUCCUAGGCCGCCUCACCUUUUAUGUUUGCCCAAAAGAUGAUCGUAGUCGGACUAAGAUACGGAGCUGUGUGAAGACCCUGACUGGCAAGGCCAUCACCCUUAAGGUUGAGCUCAGUGAUGCCAUUGAGAAAGUCAAAGCUAAAAUCCAAGAAAAGAAGGAUACCACCUUGUACUUGAUGCUUCAUCUGUGGGAUGGCAUCAUCGAACCCUCCUUCCACCAGCUUGCCCAGAAGUACAAAUGCAACAAGAUGAUCUACCAAAUGUGUUACAGUCAGUUGUAUCCUCACGCUAUCAACUGCCACAAAAAUAAGUGCAGCCACCAAAACAACCUGUGCCCCAAGAAGGUUAAAUAA